Colletotrichum higginsianum IMI 349063 is the source of this 372-nucleotide messenger RNA. RefSeq names its product Transcription elongation factor SPT4. Gene Ontology annotation, molecular function: RNA polymerase II complex binding; zinc ion binding. The transcript is spliced from 3 exons. Gene Ontology annotation, cellular component: nucleus; DSIF complex. NCBI's taxonomy places the organism in Eukaryota, Fungi, Ascomycota, Sordariomycetes, Glomerellales, Glomerellaceae. Gene Ontology annotation, biological process: regulation of transcription elongation by RNA polymerase II; mRNA processing; positive regulation of DNA-templated transcription, elongation. The record is from RefSeq and is a predicted model, not a curated record. The coding region runs from base 1 to 372 and encodes 123 amino acids.
AUGUCGGCCGAUAACUUCGUCGCGCCCGGCCAGCAGCGCUACCUCCGCGCCUGCAUGGUCUGCUCCAUCGUCAUGACCUACGCCCGCUUCCGUGACGAGGGCUGCCCCAACUGCGAAGAGUUCCUGCACAUGGCCGGCUCUCAGGACCAGAUCGAGAGCUGCACCUCGCAGGUGUUCGAGGGGCUCAUCACGCUCGCGAACCCGAAACGCUCGUGGGUCGCCAAGUGGCAGCGCCUCGACGGCUACGUCCGUGGCGUUUACGCCAUCAAGGUCUCGGGCCAACUGCCCGACGAGAUCCGCAACACGCUCGAGGAGGAGUAUAGGAUACACUACAUCCCGCGCGACGGAACGGAGACUGAAGUCGACGCUUGA